Molecule: messenger RNA, 420 nt
Organism: Puma concolor (puma)
Lineage: Eukaryota; Metazoa; Chordata; Mammalia; Carnivora; Felidae
Source: RefSeq, a predicted model, not a curated record
GGUCCCAGCCCUGUCUCCUCCACCCCUAGGAUCAACACUCCCAGGAAGGAAGGGGGCUUGGGUCCCCUGAACAUCCCCCUGCUGGCUGAUGUAACCAGAAGUUUGUCUGAAGAUUAUGGAGUCCUGAAGGAAGAUGAGGGCAUUGCCUACAGGGGCCUCUUUAUCAUCGAUGGCAAGGGUGUCCUUCGCCAGAUCACUGUCAAUGAUUUGCCUGUGGGGCGCUCGGUGGACGAAGCUCUGAGGCUGGUCCAGGCCUUCCAGUACACGGACGAGCAUGGCGAAGAACCCAGCUGCCAUACCGUGAGGAAGCCCAAACCGCAGGGAGAGGACACGCCACAGGGAGAGGACACGUGUAGUGACGCUGGUCGGCAGCCCCAGCAGAGAUUCGAGGCAGAAGCCAGUGCCAGCCACCAGAUGUGA